Messenger RNA from Canariomyces notabilis, 1811 nucleotides. RefSeq lists its product as uncharacterized. Bases 163 to 1755 code for a protein of 530 amino acids. The transcript is spliced from 3 exons. Gene Ontology annotation, molecular function: DNA binding; zinc ion binding. The record is from RefSeq and is a predicted model, not a curated record. NCBI's taxonomy places the organism in Eukaryota, Fungi, Ascomycota, Sordariomycetes, Sordariales, Chaetomiaceae. Gene Ontology annotation, biological process: DNA-templated transcription.
CCAGGCCCGGUAGCAUUCAGUCCCUUUCUCGCGGUUCCCGCAACCUCCAGAAAACAGGGAGACACGCAUAAAAUAUACGUUGGCCAAGGCAUCCUCGAAUCGAAUGUUUGUGCAAUGCGUACUAACUAAACCUGGUCCCACCGUUGAUACCAGUCCAGUCUAAUGGAAGCCUCCAAUGCGAGUAUACUAGAUCGAGAUGGCUCAAACCUUACACCAGCCUGGGAACAUCGUGAGGAUGGCAGCGUUUGGCACAAUAAGGUCGACCUAGAAGACGCAGCAUACUACCACUACAACGGCAGCCUUCCUACUCUCGCUGGACUUUCUACGGGCGACGAGCAUAUACUCCGAGUCUCUCUUGGCACACCAAGCGCAUUAGACACGCCAUUCCCAUUGCUUACGUGCGUAUCCAACAUACAGCAGCCUGAGAUCAGUCGCUCGCAAUUGCGAUACCCCGUUUUGGAACCUUUGGUUCCUUACUUGACUGGUUCAAUCGAUCUCACAUUAGCCUACGACUUGCUAGAACGCUACUUCGAGAGCCGGCCGCUAACCCCGCUAUAUCCCUUGUCGCCUUACGUCUUGUGCUUCCUCUACCGAAGACGCUCGUUCUUGAAUGGUAGUCGGCCUCGCCAAUGCAAAGCUGUUCUUCUGUCGAGCAUGUUGUGGGCCGCCGCCGAGAUAAGCGAGUCGUCUCUUCUUGCAGGGCACCAGCACGCCCGUCGCCAAGUUUGCGACAGGCUGAAAUUGCUGACCUUAGCGCUUGCCCAGAUAGACGUCCCCGCCGGUAAUGUGGACGAUGUAGUCGCCUGCAUAUCCUUGGCUACAGUGGGAUCUGCCCUCGAGCAUGAGGGUAGUACUUGGAGUAAUGCCGCGUGUUCACUGGCGCGGGAACUCCAACUGGGAUGUGAGCUCCCCGCCGACGCUCUCUCUAUCCACCAGAGCGACAAGGAUUCGAGUAUGGCUGAGGAGGAGCGCGAGAUAAGACGCCGCGUCUGGUGGCUCCUCUACAUCGUGGACCGCCAUCUCGCACUUCACGAGAACCGGCCGCCUGUUCUCUCCGAUGGCGAAUGCAGUGGCCUUCUUCAACCAAUGAACGACAUGGACUACCAGGAAGGGAAUUUCCAAGCUCGCUUGCAGAUUUACGGGUCGCCAUUCCAGUGUACUAGUCCUAGUCUCUACGGUUUUUUCUUGCCGCUCAUGGCAAUUCUCGGCGAGGUUCUGGACCACCGGCGCCCUACGCUCUCGGUGGCAGAAAAGGUGGCGUCGUAUGAGCGGAGCCUGGAAUGCCUAAAGCAGCAAUGCAAAGAGCUGCGGGGGCCAGCCGCUGUCGCCCAGAACCGGCUGGCUGCGGCAUACGGCACCUACAUGGUGUACGUAUUGCGCAUUCUACUCACUCGUGAGCACUGGGAAGUCAACCUUGUCGACAACAGCGAUCGAGGCUUGAGUUUGGCUUUCUUUGACGCCGCUACACAUACGCUCUCCGCGGCGAAGGCCGUCAGCGAUAUCCUCAAGUGGGACCCCGGCUUGGAGCUCAUGCCGUUCUUCUUCAGCAUCUUUCUCUUUUGGGGUUCCUUUCCACUUCUAGUAUUUGCCAGCAGGCCGCAGUUCCAGCAGCUGCCAGGCCUCGACCAGUUGUACGCCGUUGCACUCCGCGCUCACGAAGCUUGCAUAGUUACGCUCGACACUCAGUACCAGCGUGACUUCUGCAGGACUCUGCGUAGUGUUGUCCAGCUCCGUGUUUACUCGCUUAGUUGUUGAGAACUUUGGAGAAUGUAAUAUAUCGUACUCCGAGUCCAAUAUUCUUUUGCUGGUGA